CCACAAGUAAUGAUAGAGCUCCACCUUACCUAGUAUAAAAUCCAGGAAACAAUUAAUAAUGAAUACUCUUCAAAUUCCUCUUUCAUUGAACUCAAAUAAAUUCAGGUUCAGGUGUUGCUGCCCAUGAGACUUGAGAGAGGAUAGUCAAAUAGCUAGUUUCCUUUGCUAUUCUAAUAUUGAUAUCAUUGAUGAAUUUUUAGGGUCUACACUGAUUAGUGAUAAAGUACAUACGUCAAUAUGUAAGCUAUGUUCAACCUGAUAUUUAUUUUUCAAAAAUCUUUGUUUAGAAGAUUUUGCUCAUGAAAAUAGAUUGUCUGGCAUUAGUUUAUUUACCCAGUUAUAAUCAAAAUGCAGGCAAACAACCUCUACAAUGUGGCAAGUUUUGAGCAUACACUUAUUUUUGACUAUGUUUGCCUUGGAUUUCUAUAUUUUGUUGUUUUAUCUCACGAAAAAAUGUGGUUUAAAAAAAGAUUGAAACAGACCAAGAUGUGCAUUUAACAGCUUUUAUUGUAAACCUAGGCCCACAUUGUUCAAUCGGAAGGAAUUAAAAGAAGGCCUAAUUUUCUUUUGAGAUAUUAAGAAUUCAUUUGAUAUUAAUAAUGUAAUUUCAAACAAAAUUAGAAAUUUUUAUAAUAUUUUAAUUCAUUUAUUACUAACUAUGGGAACCAGCUGUGCUUCUAAUUUUGCUGAUACGUUCUUUGACACUUUAAAGUACUCGGAGAUAAUCAGAAUGCAGUAAAACCUUUAAGGCAAACUGCAUACAUGGUCAACUUAUGAAGACUGAAAUGAAGCUUACAGUAUCCUUUACUCCACAUAUUAUUACACAUAGAUGUCUUCUCGGUUUGGGAUCUAUGUUUAUCACAACUGUAUCAUUGAACUUGAAAAAAGAGCUCCACAGAUGACAGUUAUGUAUACUUAACAUCUUAUAUUACACCUAGAAAUUUAUAAGGAAGAACUGUCCAGAAGUAAUCUAUAUUAAAAAAGAGCUUACUUCAAUUUACCUUUGUGAACUUUCCAUUUUUAUUUCAACAUUCUAGCAUUGCCUCUAUGUGUUGAGUAUAGAUCUACCAGUUGAUAGAAUAUUCCAGGACUUAUCAGAAUUAUUUUGAGAGAGGAUGGCUGAUUACAAGAAGGCUAUCCAACCAAGGUUCUUAAAGAUUUGCAGUGAUAUUUCUCAACAAAAAGAAUGGUAAAAGCUUGAAAUCACAGCAGUACAGAUUUGAACUGACCAAUGGAAUUUAAGAGGAGAGGGCAAUCCUGAAUGUUGUGGGCAGUAAUAAGGAAUGUAAAACUUUCAUACAUGUUUGGAAUAAAGGAUGUAGUAAAAAAAAGUUGGUAGUUGUAGCAUUAAAGGAGAUAAGAAAUUGAUACUUAAUACAGGCACACUGAAAUAAAAAUGGAAAAAAUUAUCUCAUCAACAUCAGAAACUAAAUCAGGACCUUAACAAAAUUGUUUAAAUCUACAUCCGCUUCGAUUUAGAAAUCUAUUCAAUUGAAAAGAAAAGAUUUGUAUAGAGGUCAGAAUCCAUUGGGACACAAGUUAAGCAUGGAUCAGUAAGUUCACUCUCUUGAUGAAUGUGUGUGACCAUAGAGCCAUAAACGACAGGUUUGGAUCAAAGUUGUGAAUAGAUGUAGUUUUAUGGAAUGUAUAAAAUGGUGGUAAUAUUUGAUGAUUCUUUGAGAUGUCAUCUGUGAAAUCUUUCUGACUGAACUGGUGUUAAUAAAUAAAGAUUGAAUCUGAUAAUGUUCACAUGUAGAUUGACUUGGCUAUUCAGUAAGACGGAAACAACAAAUACGUGCUAAGCCAAAGAUUAUAGUAUUUAAAUCUAUAGUAAUGAACAGAUGAAUCAUUAAUAGUUUUGUUCGAGCAAAUAUUAAUUGAAACAACAAAAUGGCUUCUACCUGUUUGACCGUAUGUUUUGGGAUUUACAUAGUAUUUUCGUUAAUUCUCCAUGUUGGUGAAGUUGUAUUAAAUGCAAUGUUUGUGGUACAUUUAUAUGAUGAUAGCACUAAAAGAACGUGGUUUACAAUCAUGCUGGGACUGAUGCUGUUACCAAUGGUAACAGUCCAGUUAGUGUCUGCUUUACUACUGCUCCAUAAAAGAGGAGAACAUUUGACAACAUUUCAAGCUUUCGGAACAGCAAUGCUUCAUGUGUUUCAGCUGGGAUUUGUGUGGCGACACAUUCGCUUGAUAACAGAAGAUGAAAUAAAAUGGAAGAAACGUGAUCUAGCAGACUUGUGCAUAUUAAGACUGUUUUAUACGUUUUCAGCCAGUUUGCCUAUAUUUGGAAUGCAAGUGUAUUUAAUAGUGAAAUAUAACUUGUUUGACUGGCUGAUCAUUUCUGCUACAAUUGUUACAAUGUGCGCUAUUGGCUGGGCCUUAGCUAGUUACAGAAGACAAAAUGAAGCUGAUAUAGCAGAAGGCACAGUCUUAACUUUUCCUGGAACAAUUUUUCGUCUGAUCUGGAGAUUUGGAGAAAUAAUUUCCAGAAUUUUAUCAUUAAUUGUUUUUGCAUCACUAUACAAAUCAUGGAUCUUUAUUGUGAUUUUGCUCCACUGGUUAACAAUGAUGGUUUGUAUUUUUACCUCUGUGUUUGGAUUUUUUGAAUUAGUUGGAGUAAGUCGAGUCCACCGAUUUUUCCUCAGCACACUCAUUGCUUACAUUUACAUAUUUUGUUACAUUAAUUUCAACAGCCAGAGAACGCAGUGGAGAUAUAUUACUUUCUAUAUAAUUAUGUUCCUAGAAAAUGCCGUACUUUUGAUUGUGUGGUAUUUAAGUGCAGUAGACGAUAAUUCAUUGAGAACAUAUACUAUCAUAUUCAUUGCAUGUGUCACAUUUGUCAUAGGCAUUGUCUCAAUGAUAAUGUAUUAUCGCUUCUUCCACAUUCCUGCCAAAAAAUUAUUUGCAGAUGGGAAAGACAACGUUUGUGUGCAAGACUCCUGCAUUAACUGCAAACUCAGUCUCUGCAAUAAGCACAGUAAAUAUUUUCAGAGACCUUUCAGUGCUGGCUGGGUAAGUCAGUACCAGAAGGCUUUGUAUCAGGGAAAUUAUUAUAAAAAUAUGCAGGACUCAUUACUUGACUCAAUGUCUGAAUGGGAGGCAAUAUCAUCAAGCUCAGACUCAGCAUCUGAAGGCAGAAAAAAUUCAAAACGUGAAAAAUCUGUGACUUUUCAUUCAGCAGGGACAUACAGUCAUAAGAGAUUUUUACCCAAAUCGGGAAUAUCUGAUUCCGAUUCCGAUUCAACAUCAAUGACAAGUCGACAAAACAUUCAGUCUUCAAGUGAUUCUGAAGUGAGUGACACCGUGAAUCCAUUAUCAUGUGAAAAUACAAGUCAAACACAGCUACUGACUGAUAGCUGGGAAAAAUUAAUUGAAAGUAAAGACAAUAUUAUCAAUGAAAAAGUUCAAAAUCUGCAAUCUUUUCGACCAAUUAGUGCUCAGAACUUAGAGGAUUGGUAUUCAGAUGGAUACAGUACCGAUCAUUCAUCCUCAGACUUUCAGUUACCCAUUACAGUGCUUGCCAAACUUAACAAGUGUCGUAUAUCUGUAGCAUCAGACUCAACUCAGUGUACCAUGUGUAAACAUCUCAAAAUUAAUCGUAAGAGAUCAAAAACAUUCUCACGAUCAUCUCAGGAAAAAAUCAUAGAGGAAAAUUAUGAACUAGAAUCAAAUCCCAUAGUGUUAGAAACUCCAAGAAGUGCUGCAUGGUAUAAUUGUAGUGAAUCUGGAGAUAGUGCAUUUCCACAGGAAACAAUCAGUACCACAUGUCCCAGUAACAUUGAGUCUGAUGAGGACGGGAUUAGUGAGACAAGUUUUGAGAUGAUCAUUUAAUUAUACACUUCCAUUUAUUCAUGUACUAAUGGCCUUGUACAACAUAUUAUAGAUAUUGUGGUACAAUAACUCUUCUGCCUGAACCAGUCACUACCAAAUGUAAAUCAAGAAAUUAUUGAUUCUUUUUGCAUUGCUGAAAUGGCAUGGAAUCUGAUUCACUAAUUUCUAGAUGCACAUUUUGUAAAUACUUGUAGCAGAAUUAUAAAUUUAAAUUUUCUUCAAUGGUAUAUAUAUAUUAUCAAAAGUUAUUGCUUUUAUGAAUGGAAUUUUCCAAAUACUUCCAAAAAUCUCAAUUGAAAGGUAGAAAAUUGAUGUUAAUAAUGAAGUUAUAUUCCUUUUUUUCCUGUUAAUUUAAUUAAUCAUAAAAUUAAUUGGAAAAUAAGAAUAAAGUUAUAACUAUUUUGUUUUACUAUGUAUGGUAUUUAGGUUAAUUUGGUACAGAUGCAUAAUUAUGUUCGAGAUAUUUUUCUCACAUGUAUGGAACAGUAUUCUUUUGUGGAAAUUGAAAUAUUUAAAAUUUGAUGUAUGAUAAAACACAAUGUUUAUAUUUAUCGCUCGGCAUGACCAAAUCUAAUAAAUCUGCUCUGCCUUCUAAUUUGAUAUAUAUUUUACAUCUUUGAUAUACACAAAAAGUUUUCUCAGAGUAUAAUAGAUAAUUUAUUUCAAUCAAUUUUAUAUUUUUUUAAUUUCAAUUUCUUUUUAAGUUAUCUGCAGGUGUUUGACAUAUCAAAAUAAGAAAAAUUUACGAUCCAGUUAUAAAUAUUAAACUUUCAAACGAAAUGGAUAUUAAAGCAGUUCUUUAAUAAGAAAUGUUUGUAAUUUAAAAACAUAAAAGAAUACAAUAUAUGGACCAUAUUACCAUAAAUGGUAUAGAUAUUUAUACAGCAUUCACACUUCAUCUCAGGGAAAUCUGGCAAAUUUAUUUAUUAACAAAAGCUGAGCAUUUUUAAUUGAAAUGAAAAAUUUUAUUAUUUCUUUCUUUGUACUAGUUGUUUGUUAAUAUAUGAUUGUUAAAGUUUAUAAUACAACAUAUUUUUAUGGAUACCAAGGCACACACUGCAUUUAAUAUCUGUAUAGUGUAUACCUCAGUUUAUAAUACUACACUUGUUUAUGGAUACCCAGGCACAAAAUGCAUUUUAUAUGUCUGUAUACCUCAGGAUUAAUAAUAAAAUUGUUAUAAUUAA
Molecule: messenger RNA, 5015 nt
Organism: Mytilus californianus (California mussel)
Lineage: Eukaryota; Metazoa; Mollusca; Bivalvia; Mytilida; Mytilidae
Exons: 4
Coding region: 1891-3831 (646 amino acids)
Biological process (GO): apoptotic process involved in development; engulfment of apoptotic cell; phosphatidylserine exposure on apoptotic cell surface
Cellular component (GO): plasma membrane
Source: RefSeq, a predicted model, not a curated record